This is a messenger RNA of Passer domesticus (house sparrow), 2617 nucleotides long. It is a transcript of the gene LMOD3, whose product is annotated as leiomodin 3. The record is from RefSeq and is a predicted model, not a curated record. The transcript has 4 exons. Gene Ontology annotation, molecular function: actin binding; tropomyosin binding. The coding region runs from base 416 to 2122 and encodes 568 amino acids. Gene Ontology annotation, cellular component: striated muscle thin filament; cytoskeleton; myofibril. NCBI's taxonomy places the organism in Eukaryota, Metazoa, Chordata, Aves, Passeriformes, Passeridae. Gene Ontology annotation, biological process: pointed-end actin filament capping; myofibril assembly; muscle contraction.
CUGCAGCUCUCAGGCCCCUCUUGUCAUUCUCCACAUGCCUGGCUCUGCAAGGGUUUUGUUUUCAGGAACUUCUAUGAAGGUGGAAAUACAAAGUGAAGAAGGAAGCCCAGAAGAAGAAAAUAAGAAUAUCCAGCUUUUCUCAGAUGUUGCUUAGGGUCAGUCUUGGGUGGCACAGGGAGGGAAAGGGAGACCACGAUGUCUCUGUGGCAUCUCCUGCCUAUCAAGGGAGCUGCUGCUGCACUCAUUUGUUGCCAGUUGUUCCCCAGCACCUUUAACUUUGCCCUUUGCAGAUUCCCAGCUCGCUCUGUUGCAUUUCUGGAGUGAUGUUUUGAUGCAGAUGUACAACUGUUGACAGAAACAAGUCUGUAUACUGCAGCUGAGGAGGUUUAAAAAGUGUUAGAGGAAGGAGGGAAGAAUGAACACGUCUGAACUUGGCCAAAACUCCGAUGAAGACGUGUGUCCUGAGGACAUUGAUGAAGAUGAAAUCCUGGCUAACCUGUCCCCUGAGGAGCUGAAGGAGCUGCAGAGCGAGAUGGAAGUCAUGGCCCCAGACCCUGAAAUCCCGACUGGGAUGAUACAGAAGGAUCAGACAGAGAAACCCCCCACGGGCAGCUUCGACCACCGGUCCCUGGUUGAUUACCUGUACUGGCAGAAGGCAUCCAGACGCAUGCUCGAGGAUGAGAGAGUUCCUGUCACCCUCCUGCCCUCUGAGAGAAAUGCUGCAGAGGAGAUGGAAGGAGAGGCCAGCAGAAGUGGUGAGGUGGCUGGAGGGAGGAUGCCAGAAACAGAGAGAAAAGAGAGACAGUACCAAAAUGAGCACGUGUCUGAGUCAAGAACACAACCUGGGGACACAAAUAAAGACAGAAGUGAUAAGGAGAGAGUGGAGGAGGAGGAUGAGAAAGAAGAAGCAGAGGAGGAAGAGGAAGAUGAUGAAGAGGAAGAAGAAGAAGAAAAUGAGACUGAAUUGGAAACAAAGGAGAAUUACACCAAUGAGAGCAGUCACAUCAACCAGAUAAGUCAGCAGCCAGGUACAGAACCAGGAGAAGUCAAAGAAAAGCCUAAGGAAAAUGAAAAGAAAAUAUCAAAAUUGAACAUCCCGCAGAAGUUAGCGCUGGAUACCAGCUUCAUGAAGCUAAGUGCCAGGCCCUCAGGAAAUCAAACCAGUUUAGAAGACAGCUUGGAGAAAGUCCGAAAAAACAACCCAGACGUGAAGGAGCUCAACCUGAACAACAUAGAAAACGUCCCCAAGGAAAUGCUGAUAGAUUUUGUCAACGCCAUGAAGAAGAAUAAGAACGUAAAAACGUUCAGCCUGGCCAACGUGGGGGCUGACGACAACGUGGCGUUCGCGCUGGCCAACAUGCUGAGGGAGAACAGGAGCAUCACCACCCUGAACAUCGAUUCCAACUUCAUCUCUGGCAAAGGCAUCGUGGCCAUCAUGCGCUGCCUGCAGUACAACGAGACGCUGACGGAGCUCCGCUUCCACAACCAGCGCGGCCUGCUGGGCCACCAGGCAGAGAUGGAGAUCGCCAGGCUGCUGAAAGCCAACAGCACCCUCCUCAAAAUGGGCUAUCACUUCGAGCUGCCGGGGCCCAGGAUGGUGGUGACCAACCUGCUCAGCAGGAACCUGGACAAGCAGAGGCAAAAGAGGCAGGAGGGGCAAAGGCAGCAGCAGAUGAAAGAGCAGAAGGAGUUGAUAGCGAUGCUGGAGAAUGGACUUGGGUUGCCCCCCGGGAUGUGGGAAAUGCUGGGGGUGCCGCUGCCCCAGCUGAGGAUGCAGGAGCCCCCACAAGCCCCCAAACCCCCCGUCCCUGCAGCUGUGUCACUGAGCAAAAGGCAGGAGAACACGAGGCCACCAGCACCCGAGCAGCCGUGCAGGGAGAAACCCGUCAGCUUCAAGGUGGUCAAGCUGAAGAAGACUCAGCGCAAACCCGCCGUGCCAGAGUAUGUGGAGCCCGCUGAGAAAACCAACCUCAAAGAUGUCAUCAAAACACUUAAACCAGUUCCCAGGAGAAGACCCCCUCCCCUGGUGGAAAUAACCCCCAGAGAUCAGCUCCUCAACGACAUCCGCCAGAGCAACGUGGCUUAUCUCAAGCCAGUGCCGUUGCCAAAGCAGCUGGAGUGAGAGACCAGACUGACCCGAAGAAAACAAUUUGGAAUAAGGACUACUCAAGUUUUGCUUACAACUGUUUCAGCAGAUGUUUUCUGCAGAACCCAGGUGGUGUAUUCAACUCUUUGGGAACAAAGCUUGUGAUACACACUUGUGUAAGUGUGUGAAAAUGGCUGGCAUGGGAAAGUCAGUGCUAAGUGUUUCCAUCAGGUAUCAAACAAUCCCGCUGCCAUCUGUCUGCCAAGUGGAUUUGAGGCUUCAGUUUGUUGUGGGAGUAUUUUCUCAGAGGCAUCAAUAACCUUGUCUUUCUAGUUUGUCAGCAAACUAUUUUGCUUCCACGUUGUCCUUCUGCUGCCAGAUUCUGCAGGAACACGCUGUGCUUUAUCUUAUCUUUCUUUUCACACACAUGCUACUUUAUUACUCUAUUGUCCAUGAGAAAUGUAUUUGGUUUCCAUGUAUACAGCUUCAUUUUUUAGGCUAAGGAAACAGAAAUGAAAUAAAGCUCUCUCU